Messenger RNA from Erigeron canadensis, 1050 nucleotides. RefSeq names its product probable pectinesterase 29. Lineage: Eukaryota; Viridiplantae; Streptophyta; Magnoliopsida; Asterales; Asteraceae. The coding region runs from base 1 to 1050 and encodes 349 amino acids. The record is from RefSeq and is a predicted model, not a curated record. Gene Ontology annotation, biological process: cell wall modification. The transcript is spliced from 5 exons. Gene Ontology annotation, molecular function: pectinesterase activity.
AUGGCUAUUCUUGAAACAUUAGUCCUUGUUUUCUUUUUGUUCUUCUUGGGUAGUACAUCAUCAACAGAAGAUGGUGGUAGUGGUGGCGGCGGCGAUCAAAAAUUGAAGUCUUGGAGUGGCGGUGGUGGGGCAUCGUAUCAAACGAUCGUUGUUGAUCAAUCGGGAAACUACACAAGCAUUCAGUCAGCCAUUGAUGCCGUUCCUUCUAAUAACAUGCAAUGGAUUUGUAUUCGCGUUAAGGCUGGCACUUACAAUGAACAAGUGAAAAUAAGGUAUGAUAAAACAAUGAUAUAUCUAAAAGGAGAUGGAAAAAGGAAAACGUACGUUGUUUGGGGCUCCAAUUCCUCAAUCGAAACCGAUGCAACCUUUACUUCUGAAGCUGAUGACGUGGUUGUCAAAAGCAUGACUUUCAUUAAUUCUUACAACUACCCGUUGUCAACCAACAAAAACCGCAUAAUGCCGGCUCUGGCUGCAAAGAUAUCCGGCGACAAAGUAGCCUUUUACCGUGUUGGUUUCAUGGGGGUUCAAGAUACGUUGUGGGAUGUUGCCGGUAGACAUUACUUUAAGCUGUGCUCCAUAAGGGGUGCAGUUGAUUUCAUCAUGGGUUCCGGUCAAUCUAUAUAUGAGAGGUGUACUGUAUCGGUGAUAGCAGGAUUUUUAAAUGGUCAACCCGGGUUCAUCACGGCCCAAUCAAGAAGCGGUGCUAGUGAACCUAACGGGUUUGUGUUCAAAGAUUGUAAUGUGAUCGGAAAUGGAACGGCGUAUUUGGGAAGACCGUGGCGUGGCUAUGCUCGGGUUCUGUUUUAUAAUUCCUCCCUAUCAAACAUUGUUGUGCCUGAAGGAUGGCAUUAUGGCACCUUUGUCACUAACACAAUGAACGAUUUGGUGUUUGCCGAGGAUGAAUGUCGUGGUGGAGGAUCGAAUACGUCGGGAAGAGUAGGGUGGGAAAGGAGGUUGAGCAAGGAAGAGAUAGGAAGGUUAACAAGCUUGUCGUACAUUGAUGAAGAAGGUUGGAUUAGAAAUCAAGCAUUUAAUAUGUUGUCUUAUUAA